CUAUCCACUCUGUACACCUACAUAUGUUUUUCUGUUCUUAAUUUUUUCCGUCCCCAAUUUAUUACUUUCCCUUUGCCCUAUGUGAGCUGCCGUCCGUCUGGGCCUGCACGCGAGGGCCCUUGAUAUAUUCUCUCCUGUGGAGCCUCCAUUAACACAACAGAGAGAGUUCUUCUUUUUAAUAGUUUGUAGUAUAUUCUAGAACAUUUUCUGCAGUAUAUUCGACCCUUCUGCCGGGCGAUCUGAUUUCAGGCCUUUGAUUUCAGUCGAAGGCUUGUUCCGAGCCAGAAUUUCCAUCGAUUACGUAGUUUACUAAGCCCUGCUAAUAUGCGUUGAAAACCUGUGUUAAAAUCAAUCGCGAUGCAACCAAACAGGCCCGGCGUGCCGAGCAGGCCGCCAGCUCAGCACUAUUCGCCCUUUUCAGCUCCAGGUUCAACGCAAGCAAUGAGGCCUGAACAGGUUCAAAAUCCUAAAUUUCCUGGUCAACCUGUCAAUUCUACAGGAACUUCUUUUCAAGGUUCUUCUGUGUCCUUCCCACCCACAAUUACUCCACAGGGACCAGAACAAAGAGUAACACAGCCAGUAAGGCCGAAUGGUCCUGCUGUACCAUUUCAACCAUCACAGCAUUUACCACCUUCUGUUGUAGGGCCUCCUCCACCUUUUGUUCGUCCUCCAACUGGCAGCUUCAUGACUAGUCAGCCGACACCACCUCCACCGGGUUCAUCGACAAGUCAGCAGUUUAUACCUUCUCUUGGUCCACGCACACCUUCUGUGGUCCCAUCUCCAUCUGUGCCAUUAGGUCCUCCAUCACAGGCAGCAAAUUAUAUGCCCACUGGAGGGAAUGUUCCUCAGCCUCCAAUUCAGUAUUCACCACAAUAUCCUCAAGGCGGACCUCCUUCGGUUCCUACUUCGGGACCACCUAUGCAGCAAUCAUUUUCAAGACCAUAUUCAAGUGGGCAAGGUCCACAGAUUCCUUCAUUUGGUCCACGUCCAUUUCCUAUCCCUCAGCCUGGAAUUCCUGGACAGCAACAGAGUUUUCCACGGUUAGCAGGUCCUCCGGCAUUUCCAGGUGCUGCAUUCCAGCCACCAGUACAACCUUCCUAUAUGGAUGGUCAGCAAGCCAGAGUACUGCCAUCUUAUCCAACAGCAGGACCUCCUACAGGAAGCAUCCAGGGAUUGAUUGAGGAGUUUCAGUCACUCUCGGUGAGCUCUGUUCCUGGAUCAGUAGAGGCAGGACUUGAUCCCAUUUCACUUCCACGACCUCUGAGUGAAGCAGACAUGGAUGUAACAUCUUCAAGUUCAAUUUUUGUUUCAAAUUGUCAUCCGAGGUAUCUUCGGUUUACAACUCAUGCAUUACCAAAUUCCCAGUCGUUGAUGGCUCGGUGGCAUUUGCCUCUUGGGGCUGUGGUUCAUCCACUUGCUGAACCACCAGAUGGGGAAGAAAUACCUGUUGUUGAUUUUGGACCAUCUGGAAUUGUAAGGUGCAGAAGAUGUCGUACUUACAUCAAUCCCUAUGUCACUUUCACAGAUAGUGGUAGGCGGUGGAGGUGUAAUGUGUGUACGUUGCUGAAUGAAGUUGCUGGAGAUUACUUUGCACCAUUGGAUAUGAAUGGAAGACGACAAGAUGCUGAUAAACGUCCUGAACUUACGCAGGGCAGUGUUGAAUUUGUUGCACCGACUGAAUAUAUGGUGCGGCCACCAAUGCCGCCAUUGUAUUUUUUCCUCAUUGAUGUUUCAAUAUCAGCAGUUAGAAGUGGGAUGCUUCAGGUGGCAGCAGAGACUAUAAAAUCCUGUUUGGAUAAGCUUCCUGGUUUCCCUAGAACACAGAUUGGAUUUCUUACAUUUGACAGUGCUUUGCAUUUUUAUAAUCUAAAGUCUUCAUUGACACAGCCUCAAAUGAUGGUUGUGGCAGAUCUGGAUGACCCCUUUGUCCCCUUGCCUGAUGAUCUGCUUGUCAACUUGUCUGAGUCUCGACAUGUAGUAGAAGCUCUGCUUGAUAGUCUUCCGUCCAUGUUUGCGGAGAAUAUCAAUGUCGAGUCUGCUUUUGGACCUGCUCUAAAAGCAGCUUUCAUGGUUAUGAGCCAACUUGGAGGGAAGCUACUUAUCUUUCAGAGCACUUUACCUUCACUUGGGGUUGGGCGUUUAAAGCUACGGGGUGAUGAUCCACGCAUAUAUGGCACUGAUAAAGAGCACACAAUUCGCAAUGCAGAGGAUCCGUUUUAUAAACAGAUGGCUGCAGAUCUCACAAAAUAUCAAGUUGGGGUGAAUCUAUAUGCAUUUAGCGAUAAAUAUACAGAUAUAGCUUCAUUAGGUACUCUAUCAAAAUAUACAGGGGGGCAGGUGUACUAUUACCCAUCAUUUAAUGCCACACUUUACAAGGAAAAGUUCAGGCAUGAACUUGCUAGAGACUUGACUAGAGAGACCGCAUGGGAAGCUGUCAUGCGCAUACGGUGUGGAAAAGGUAUACGAUUUACAACAUACCAUGGACAUUUUAUGUUACGAUCCUCAGAUUUGCUGGCACUUCCGGCUGUCGAUUGUGACAAAGCUUUUGCAAUGCAAUUAUCACUGGAGGACACUUUAUUGACAACCCAGACAGUCUAUUUUCAAGUUGCUCUUCUAUAUACAUCAUCCUUGGGUGAAAGACGUAUCAGAGUGCAUACAAUAGCUGUCCCUGUAGUUGCAGAGCUUGGUGAAAUGUAUCGUAAUGCAGAUACAGGGGCCAUAAUGGGUUUAUUGAGUAGACUUGCAUUUGAAAAGACUUUAUCUCAUAAGUUGGAAGAUGCACGACAAGUUGUACAGUUGAGAAUUGUAAGAAGUUUACAAGAAUAUCGUAACCUAUAUGCUGUCCAACACAGAUUGGCUGGACGGCUUAUAUAUCCUGAAUCAUUGAAAUUCUUGCCCUUGUAUGGACUUGCUCUGUGUAAAUCUUUAGUUCUCCGAGGAGGAUACACAGAUGUCCAGAUUGAUGAGCGCUGUGCAGCUGGCUUCAAUAUGAUGAUUAUACCUGUUAAAAGGUUAUUAAAGCUGCUUUAUCCAUCUUUAGUCCGCCUAGAUGAAUAUUUGCAAAAGGGUCCCAUUAAGGAUGGAGCUGACAUUAAAGAUUUGCUUCAGCCUAUGGCAUCAUCUGCUGAUAAAUUGGACCCAAGGGGGGCUUUCCUGCAUGAUGAUGGCUUUCGUUUUGUUCUUUGGUUGGGAAAAGUGUUGUCCGUGGACUUUGUGUUGAGUUUGCUUGGAGUUGAAGCAGCAAGUAGCCGUGAUUUGUCAAGGGUUCCGGUAAUUGAGCAGAAUAAUGAACUCUCAAGAAAAUUCUUUGCCACCUUGGAAAUAUUAAGAGAGAAAGACCCUGCAUUUUAUCAGCAUUGUUAUGUAUUGAGACAAGGUGAGCAACCGAGAGAAAGUUUACUUCUAUUAUUCAACCUAGUAGAAGAUCAGAUUGCAGGAACGAGUGGAUACGUAGAAUGGCUUCUUCAGAUACAUCGCCAGGUGCAGCAAAAGGGAAAAUGAUAUAAAAAUCAUCAUUGAGGUGGCCGGUUCUCUUAUGCUUUCAAAUUUUCUGUACAAGUUUUUCUCUAAGGAGCUUGCAAAUCUGGGUAACUCAGCCAUCUGGGCAAUUGAGCUGAUUGUUUUAGUUUAUUAUUAGUUAUGAUUUGGAGGCAAUCAUCAAGAAGCAAUUUUUCGAACAUUCUAAUUUUCCGUUUAGAGUCUAGUCGUUCUUUUUGUUACUCUCUUACAAUUUCACUGUCUAUUCUUGGUUAUAACUCAAGUCUCUGUUUAAUUACUAGGAAUUCAUAUUAACGAAUCCUGUGCAAGUGAGCAGAAAGUGUACCUGGAAAAAGGACUACCACACUUCUUGGAAAAUUUUGAUUGUUUAUGCUUUAUGAUUAUUUAUUUGUACAUGUUUUGUUCGA
Molecule: messenger RNA, 3905 nt
Organism: Cryptomeria japonica (Japanese cedar)
Lineage: Eukaryota; Viridiplantae; Streptophyta; Pinopsida; Cupressales; Cupressaceae
Product: protein transport protein SEC24 A
Exons: 14
Coding region: 358-3501 (1047 amino acids)
Biological process (GO): COPII-coated vesicle cargo loading; intracellular protein transport; endoplasmic reticulum to Golgi vesicle-mediated transport
Cellular component (GO): endoplasmic reticulum exit site; COPII vesicle coat
Molecular function (GO): zinc ion binding; SNARE binding
Source: RefSeq, a predicted model, not a curated record